This is a messenger RNA of Arabis nemorensis, 582 nucleotides long. The record is from the annotation of a GenBank genome assembly. NCBI's taxonomy places the organism in Eukaryota, Viridiplantae, Streptophyta, Magnoliopsida, Brassicales, Brassicaceae.
AUGGAAGCUGCUUCUUGUGAUGAACAUGGAAAUUUCCAACCUUACCGAACUUCCUUCCAUUUUCAAGCUCAUCAAAAUUGGCUCAACGAUCCUAACGGACCACUGUACUACAAAGGAUUCUACCAUCUGUUCUACCAACACAACCCUUUGGCUCCAUUUUUCGGGGACAUUAUGGUAUGGGGACACUCUGUUUCACAAGAUUUGGUCAAUUGGAUCCAACUAGAACCAGCCCUUUUCCCCUCUGAUCCCUCUGACAUCAACAGCUGCUGGUCAGGAUCCGUCACAAUCCUCCCGGAUGGCAAACCUGUAAUCUUGUACACCGGAAGCGACACCAAUAAACAUCAAGUGACAGUUCUUGCCGAGCCUAAGGAUGCUUCCGACCCUUUGCUUUGCGAGUGGGUAAAGCCUAAAGGAAAUCCUGUGAUGGUCCCGCCUAGUAAUGUCCCGAUUGAUAGUUUCCGCGAUCCAACGACCGCGUGGCAAGGGAAAGAUGGUAAAUGGAGAGUUCUUGUAGGAGCUAAGGAGAAAGAUAGUAACAAAGGAAUGGCGAUUUUGUAUCAUAGUGAUGAUUUUGUCCAAUGA